Messenger RNA from Melitaea cinxia (Glanville fritillary), 1410 nucleotides. RefSeq lists its product as uncharacterized. The transcript is spliced from 7 exons. Bases 43 to 1410 code for a protein of 455 amino acids. Gene Ontology annotation, cellular component: membrane. NCBI's taxonomy places the organism in Eukaryota, Metazoa, Arthropoda, Insecta, Lepidoptera, Nymphalidae. Gene Ontology annotation, molecular function: transmembrane transporter activity. The record is from RefSeq and is a predicted model, not a curated record. Gene Ontology annotation, biological process: transmembrane transport.
AGACUUAAAAUUAUUAAAAAUAACAUAACGGUUGAACCAAUAAUGAUUUGUUACAUUAUGCCGAGUGUUUUAGCAUCAUUAGCUACUCAAAACCUAAAUUUAGAAAAGGUUUGCCUUGUAAAUCUAAAUUAUAGUGUUGAAAUUUGUGACGCCUUAAAAUCAAGACAAACGGAAAACUAUACAAAAUAUGAAGAAAACGUUCAAACCUAUACAGCUGAAAUCCAAGCUUGGAAAAACGUAGUUCAAACAGCAAUUCCAGUCUUAAUAAUAUUGUUUGUUGGAGCGUGGAGCGAUAAAACUGGUUGUAGAAAGGCCUGUAUCCUGAUUCCAAUUGUAGGAGAAUUCCUUUCUUGCAUCGGUUUCAUCAUUAACACCUACUUUUUCCUAGAACUUCCAGCUGAAGUAACUGCUUUGACGGAAAGUAUUUUUCCAGCUAUUACCGGUGGUUGGUUUACAAACUUUAUAGGAGUAUUUAGUUAUAUGGGUGAUAUUACUACUGUUGAGGAUAGAACGUAUAGAUUGGGCAUUGUAAACUUAUUAAUGUCACUUGGAUACCCAAUAGGUAGUGCACUAAGCGGAAUUUUGCUUACUUGGAUAGGCUACUACGGAAUCUUUUCUUUCUCAGCUAGUCUAUAUUUAUUUAGUCUUGUUUAUGGCUGUCUCUACUUAGAAGACCCAAAAAGGAAGAAUAUUGAAAAAAAACAUACUGGAUGUUUUGGUUUUAUAAGAGAGUUUUUUGAUUUUGCUCUCGUGAUUGAAACUUUUCGAGUAGCCUUUCAGAAAGGCACUGGUAACAGACGUCUGCGAGUUUGCCUCCUUCUUAUAGUAGUAUGCGUUGUCUUCGGACCUUUACAAGGAGAAUUCUCUGUUUUAUAUCUAUUUACCAGAUUUAGAUUCAACUGGGACGAAGUUAAAUAUAGUAUUUGGUCAACGUAUAGUAUCGUCACUAAUUUGAUUGGUACUGCUUUUUCGAUAAGCCUAUUUAGCAAGCAUCUUAAAUUAGACGACACAUUACUGGGAAUAAUAUCAUGUAUGAGCAAAAUUAUCGCAUCGUUCGCCUACGCCUUCGCUAGAAAUGAUUUGGAAAUAUACAUGGCGCCACUUUUGGAAAUUCUUAACGGAACGUCAUUCAUUGCUAUGCGUUCAAUAGCAACAAAGCUUGUCAGCGGUGAAGAAUUUGGUAAGGUGAAUUCACUUUUCGGUUUGGCGGAAGCUAUGACACCAUUAAUAUACGGUCCCCUAUAUUCAAGAGUCUAUAUCGCUACUUUGAGCAUAUUACCCGGCGCUGUGUUCCUCCUCGGCGCACUACUUACCUUUCCAGCUGUAAUUAUCUUCGGGUGGCUGUACUUCGAGCAUAAAAAAGAUAGAAUGCUUAAAGAAAAAAGCACAAAUGACAGUGAAAAAUGCUGA